Messenger RNA from Gavia stellata (red-throated loon), 1545 nucleotides. RefSeq names its product nuclear transcription factor Y subunit gamma (gene NFYC). Gene Ontology annotation, cellular component: nucleus; CCAAT-binding factor complex. NCBI's taxonomy places the organism in Eukaryota, Metazoa, Chordata, Aves, Gaviiformes, Gaviidae. The record is from RefSeq and is a predicted model, not a curated record. Gene Ontology annotation, biological process: regulation of DNA-templated transcription. Bases 150 to 1157 code for a protein of 335 amino acids. Gene Ontology annotation, molecular function: protein heterodimerization activity; DNA binding; DNA-binding transcription activator activity, RNA polymerase II-specific. The transcript is spliced from 11 exons.
UCCAGACCGGCGGGCAGGGCCUGCGGCGGUCGCGGCCCGGAGUAAAGCCAACUGCCAAUCGCCUGCCCGAGACUGCAGCGUACCACUGCCUGCACUAGCAAUUGCCUUUAACUCCUAGGUCACACUGUCUUCUGCAUUAAGCUACCAGAAUGUCCACGGAUGGUGGCUUUGGCACAGCUAGCAAUAGCGAUGCCCAGCAAAGCCUCCAGUCCUUCUGGCCACGAGUCAUGGAGGAGAUACGCAAUCUCACAGUGAAAGACUUCAGAGUUCAAGAACUCCCUCUGGCUCGUAUUAAGAAGAUAAUGAAACUAGAUGAAGAUGUGAAGAUGAUUAGUGCAGAAGCUCCUGUGUUGUUCGCCAAGGCAGCCCAGAUAUUCAUAACAGAAUUGACUUUGCGAGCAUGGAUACACACAGAAGAUAACAAGCGCAGGACUCUGCAGAGGAAUGACAUUGCCAUGGCAAUUACAAAGUUUGAUCAAUUUGACUUUCUUAUCGAUAUUGUUCCAAGAGAUGAAUUGAAGCCUCCAAAGCGGCAGGAAGAGGUGCGUCAGGCUGUGACCCCAGCUGAGCCUGUACAGUAUUAUUUCACGCUCGCUCAGCAGCCUGCUGCGGUGCAGGUUCAGGGGCAACAGCAAGGACAACAGACCACCACGUCUACAACUACUAUCCAGCCAGGACAGAUCAUCAUCGCCCAGCCUCAGCAAGGGCAGAGCACCCCUGUGACGAUGCAGGUUGGAGAAGGCCAGCAGGUACAGAUAGUGCAGGCGCAGCCACAAGGACAGACCCAGCAGGCUCAGAGUGGAACUGGGCAGACCAUGCAAGUCAUGCAGCAGAUCAUCACCAAUACAGGAGAAAUCCAGCAAAUACCGGUUCAGUUGAAUGCUGGCCAGCUGCAGUAUAUCCGCUUAGCCCAACCUGUGUCAGGCACCCAGGUAGUCCAGGGGCAGAUCCAGACGCUUGCAACCAAUGCACAGCAGAUAACGCAGACAGAAGUCCAGCAAGGACAGCAGCAGUUCAGCCAGUUCACAGACGGACAGCAACUUUAUCAGAUCCAGCAAGUGACCAUGCCUGCAGGCCAGGACAUCACCCAGCCCAUGUUCAUUCAGUCCACCAACCAGACCUCAGACGGCCAAGCCACGCAAGUGACGGGGGACUGAACGGGGACGUUGGAGCAAGUCUUCUCUCUGCGUGGAAACGAGCGCGUACCAGCUUGACGUCUGCCAUACCGACCUGGUCUGAUGAACACAUCUGCUUUUGUGUAUCUGUACUUGGUAUUAAGCCUAUAGUAGGCUGCAGUCUCCGGUGCACUAUACACCUUCCUCUGGUGGGUAUGAGAGAAUAUCCAACAGACACUGACAAGAAUGCAAUAUUUUUAUUUUUAGAAAUCAAUAUUUCGGUGUAUUCAGCUGCUUGUUCAAACGCGUAAAACUGAAAGAGAACUUAAGCAAAAGGAAUUUGUAGCAUCUCAUUGAACAAUGUGUAAAACUUUUUUUAUCUAGUAAAAUUAUUAAAGGGUACUGCAUCUGGUUUGUCGUAAGAGCUUUA